This is a messenger RNA of Sarcophilus harrisii (Tasmanian devil), 3698 nucleotides long. RefSeq names its product zinc finger protein 598 (gene ZNF598). Gene Ontology annotation, biological process: protein ubiquitination; rescue of stalled cytosolic ribosome. NCBI's taxonomy places the organism in Eukaryota, Metazoa, Chordata, Mammalia, Dasyuromorphia, Dasyuridae. Bases 83 to 2779 code for a protein of 898 amino acids. The transcript has 12 exons. Gene Ontology annotation, molecular function: ribosome binding; ubiquitin protein ligase activity. The record is from RefSeq and is a predicted model, not a curated record.
CAGGCGGGGCGGGACGGGACGGGACAGAACGGAACAGGGACGGAGGCCGCGCGGCGCCGCCCGACGCGCCCGUUCCGGGACCAUGGCGGCCUCGGCGGGCAGCGCGGCGCCGGGGAGGCCCGGGAGGUCUCGGGCCGCGGCGGCGGCCGCCCCUCCGGAGCGGGGCGGCGGGAGUUGCGUUCUGUGCUGCGGAGAACUGGAGGCCACGGCGCUGGGCAAGUGCGACCACCCGGUGUGCUUCCGCUGCUCCACCAAGAUGCGGGUCCUGUGCGAGCAGCGCUACUGCGCCGUGUGCCGCGAGGAGCUGCGCCAGGUGGUCUUUGGAAAGAAGCUUCCAGCAUUUGCAACAAUUCCGAUUCACCAGUUGCAGUACGAAAAAAAAUAUGACAUCUAUUUUGCUGAUGGAAAGGUUUAUGCUUUAUACAGGAAGUUGCUCCAACAUGAAUGUCCCCUAUGUCCAGAACAGCGACCUUUCAGCCUCUUUGUUGACUUAGAGCAGCACAUGAGGAAGCAGCAUGAGCUUUUCUGCUGUAAGCUGUGUGUGAAACACCUAAAGAUCUUUACCUAUGAACGCAAAUGGUAUUCCCGCAAGGACCUUGCCCGCCAUCGGAUCCAUGGAGACCCAGAUGACACAUCCCACCGGGGACAUCCUCUAUGUAAAUUUUGUGAUGAGCGUUAUUUGGACAAUGAUGAGCUCCUGAAACACCUGAGGAGAGACCACUAUUUCUGCCAUUUCUGUGACUCUGAUGGCGCUCAAGAGUAUUACAGUGACUAUGAAUACCUUCGGGAACAUUUCCGUGAGAAGCACUUUCUCUGUGAGGAGGGAAGGUGCAAUACUGAGCAGUUCACUCACGCCUUCCGUACAGAAAUCGACUACAAGGCGCAUAAGACUUCAUGCCACAGCAGGAGCAGAGCAGAGGCCAGGCAGAACCGGCAGAUUGACCUGCAGUUUAGCUAUGCUCCGAGACACACUCGGAGGGGUGAGGGUGUCGUUGGUGGGGAUGACUAUGAAGAAGUGGACAGGCAUAACAGACAGAGUCGGGGCAACAGGCCAGGGGGCCGUGGAGCUCAGCAGAACCGCCGAGGAAGCUGGAGGUAUAAGAGGGAAGAAGAAGACAGAGAUGUAGCAGCUGCAGUGAGGGCAUCAGUAGCUGCACGUAGGCAAGAAGAAAAGAAAUGGGUUGAAGAUAAAGAGGAUGGCAGCAGAGCGAAGAAAGACGAGGGGAAGGACUUGGAAGAAACUCGGAGCUCAAGGAGAGCCUCCAAGCCUUCUGCUGAGACCUCAGCUCCCAAAGAGGCCACUGCUAAUGGUCCUGCAAGCCAAGAGGAUUUUGUGUCGUUUAGUUCGGCAGCUGGGGGAGCUCUGCAGAGUUCCCUCCAGCCAGCUUCAGUCAAACUUAAAGAAGAAGACUUCCCAAGCCUUUCCUCUUCCUCAGCUCCCACUGUCUCCUCGGGGAUGUCACUCACCUAUACAGUCACUGCCAAGAAGACCUCAGCCUUCCAAGAGGAGGACUUCCCAGCUCUGGUGUCAAAAAUGAGGCCCAGCAAAGCUGUGUCCAGCAUCACUUCGGCCUGGAACAAUAGCUCCGGUAAGAGCGUCGUCCGCCCGACGGCGCCCGUCCAGGCUAGUUGCAGCCAGCUCCCAAAGAAACCCCCUUUGGUCACCAAAGGAGGCGGCAAAGCCAGCAAGAAGAAUAACAAACCCGUGGUCUCUGACGAUGAGGAUGACAGCGUCGGGCUCACCCCCCAGGAGUUCCGCAACGCACCCACCAUGUUUGAUGUCUCCUCCUUGCUGGCCGCGUCUUCCUCUCAGGCUUUUAUAAAAGUGAGCAAGAAGAAGAAGAUGGGGGCAGAAAAGCAGAGCUCGGCCUCACCCCCACCCCAGCCGCUGGUGUCGGAGGUGGCUGCCAAGCCAGCUUGGCGAGAAAAAGCUCCCAGUCCUGAACACGGAAUGGCUCCUGUGGCCACCGCUAAUGGGUCAGAGAAGCCUACGGCCAUUGUGAAUGGACAUUCGGAAAAGGCAGCCGUUGGCAGUGUCCCCAAAGAGCCUCCGGGGCUCACAAAGCCACCAAUGACUAACCAGUGUCCUUUACCUCAGGAAGAUUUCCCAGCUCUCUGCAGCGCGGGGCCUCCCCGAAUGCAGCCUCCACCAGGCUUUAACUCUGUGGUGCUAUUAAAGAGCCCCCCGCCACCUCCAGGACUGUCGCCACCCAUUAGUAAGCCCCCUCCGGGCUUUACCGUCAUCCCACCCAACAGCAUCUCAGAGCCCAUCUCCACCUCCAUUAAAGAGCAAGGUCCCUGCCAAGGAACUUAUUUGAUACCUGAGAAUUUCCAACAAAGGAACAUCCAGCUCAUCCAAUCCAUAAAGGAGUUCCUUCAGAGUGACGAGUCCAAAUUCAACAAAUUUAAAAGCCAUUCGGGGCAAUUCCGACAGGGUCGUAUUUCUGCAGCACAGUAUUAUAAGAGCUGCCGGGAACUCCUUGGGGAGAACUUCAAAAAAAUCUUCAGCGAGCUCCUGGUGCUCCUGCCUGACACAGCCAAGCAGCAGGAGCUGCUGUCGGCACACAAUGAUUUCCGGGUCCAAGAGAAGCAGGGGGCACCUAAAUCAAGAAAGAAGAAGAGUGCUUGGCCAGCUAGCACACCUUCUGAACUGGACUGUUGCAUCUGCCCCAUUUGCCAGCAGGUGCUAACCCAGGAUGACCUGGGCACCCACAGAGCCCUGCAUAUCGAAGAUGAAGAGUUCCCUUCCUUGCAAGCCAUCAGCAGAAUUAUCAGUUAGCUUUCACCAAGACCAGCGGAACAGUCUCCACACCUUCUAUUUGCACUUUUUUGAAAUAAGGUCUGAUAAGCCACAGCUGCCAGGAGUGUGGCCACCUGGCUGUCCCUCCGGGGACAGCCCCACACAGGGCCAACGCACACCUCCUACACACCACACUCUCCUCCCCUUUGCAGAAACCAAAACGCCAGAGCACCAAAUGCCUCAGGAGAAGUAGACCAGGCCACCCAGGGUGGCUAGUAGGUUGGGCAGGGGAGGGAGAGCCAGAUGGGGUCAUCUGCCAGGUUUACUUUGCCCCACUCAGUACACCGCCACCACCCGCCGUUCAGGAAUACAGUUGGGUUUCUUCCGGAGCCAAGUAAAAGACUGCCUUCCUCCCAGAAUGGGGAUGAUCUUGCUCUUUAUUCUUUUACUUUUUAUCAAGUGACUUGGGGGGGAGGGGGGAUAGUUCUUGUAGCCUGGGGGGCCUUUCCCUGGGGUUGAAGCCAGUGUCAGAGCCACGCUGGGGCAGACCCAGAACAGCCUGCAGUCACACAGAUCAGAGGAGCUUCCAUGAGGAGAAAGAAAUGGGGUUGAUGUUUGAGGGAGUGAGGCUGUUCAGUGUGUAAAACGGUAUUUUUGUGAUUAAAGAGCAUUCAGAAUGGAAAGCAGAAAUAAAAUUGUGCUACUUGAAUUAGGAUAAUCUUUACAGGAUUAGCCGAAUGUGGGAAUUGAAAAAUCUUUGACCUUUUAUAAUAAGACAAUUUAUCUUCAAAUACAUUUAUUUUGCAGUACAGCAUGUAGAAUAUUGUUCUAAGCUUUCUCUUUAAGCAGUGGUCGCGAUUAUUUUAAUUUGUAUUUAAAAACAGCCGUCUUUCUGAUUAUUGGAUGUAUCGAUGAGGUUGAGUUGGAACAUUAAAAACUGCUGCACAUUGUUGCUUGA